UUUAAGCCGAGAGGAAGAAAGUUUCUGGGGUCUUCGUUAACCCGAAGUAGCGACCGGCGCGAGUAGAAUGCUCAGGAAGACGUAAUCGCGCGUGAGAGUUGUUUUGCUUCAUCUUAUCGAUAAAAAUCGAUGGUGAUAUUUUUGGACUAAGUCGCGAGAUGAUUCUUGAUAUUGAAAAAAGUGAUUUCUUUGAUUCGGCUAGUACCAUACUAAAAAACAAGGAAACCAAAUCCAAGAAAGAUGGCCAGUAUAACUUUUUGGAAGAUAUUAUUAGCAAGGACAAACAACGUCCCCCGAUUUAUAAUCCUGAAGACUACGCCAUAAUGUUGAAGAAAUGGGGCAAAAAAUCGUCAAACGGUGGCCUCAUGUCUUUAUACUCGAACUCGAGCACCUCGGACGUGGAAAGUACAAGGUCCCAAGGGAAUGCGUUUCGAGAUUACAGAAACCCAAUGUUGGCAUCGGCUGGAUCGGAAAUGACUCUGAGGCAAUUUGGAACGGUUUCUGAGUUGCUUGCCAAAUUAAAAUCGGACAUGAAACUAGCAUUUCCCAGUUUUAUUCAAGAGUUUGUCGCUGAUCCUCUGGAUGGUGUGUCAUUACUCUUAGAUCUCUUGAGGGCUAUUCAAGUAGGACAAUCGAAUACCGUAAUACAUGGACCGCCAGGCUCAACUGGAACUGUUGGUAAAAUACCACCAUCGCUUCAAAGGAGAGCUUUACUUGAUGAAUUGUCUUGUCUGCAAUGUUUGUUAAAUUGUUGCAUAAGAUAUAAGGAAUCAUUGAGGAAGUUGAUUUCAUCAUCGGCUGGUUUGUUUACCGUUGCAGUCUGUAUAAUGAGUAACGUAAAUAAAUCGAGAAUAAUAGCUUUGCAGCUACUGGCCAAAGCCUGUGAUCCUUCCAUAGGUGGACAUUCUGCUGUGUCUGAGGCCAUGUCAACUUUAAGAUUAAGAUUCGGUGAACCAGUCAGAUUUCGAUUUUUGGUGGGCAUGCUGACAUCUACAGGUGGGCAAAAGGAACUUAUAGCUUCAGGACUUAAGUUCUUAAACAAGUUUUUGGAUACUGCAGCAUCCAAUCAAAAGAGAUUAUAUAUACAGGCAGAGCUGGAUCAGGCUGGGUUUGAUAUGGAUAUUAUUAAAAAGAACGUGCAGAAUUGUGAUGGUGUAGAAGCCAUAAUGGAGGAAGUGCAAUAUUGGGAAAAAAGAAACAUCAAUAUUGAAAGUUUAAUGUCCCGUUUAGAGAGUUAUAAAAAAGACAAUACCAUUUUAAAGGAACGCGUAAACAAGCUAGAACGACAAGUUAAGUUGCUGCAAGAUGAAAAAGGUAUCUUGACAUGUGUGGAGAAGAACCUAAAAGACCGUUGCAGUGAGUUACAGUCUGAAAUUAGGUCACUUCGUUCAACAAAGAGUUCAUACACCAAGCGAAUCCAAGAAUCUACUCCCAACGAUGACGAGGGUAUCUCAUCAUCUGAGAGAAGUUUGACUCCUGAAGACGAUAUCAAUCGAGAACUUAUUUUUGACACCUACAGUAUCCAGAGCCCAGCACAUAAAAUGAAAAGAUCGGCAUACUGUAUAGAUGACGACGAUGAGGAAACGACAAUAGACGAGGUUAUUGAAGAAUUGAAAAAUAUAAUUAACGAUGCUGAAACUGAGGAUAUAGUAAAAAAGGAACAAAAGAAAGUGGAGAAGGAAAAACAGAGGAUAGAAGAGGCGCAGGUAGCCAGUAAGUUGAAGAUACAUAUAGACGCAGAUGACUAUGCGGUGACCAGUGAAACCGAGAUUAUACCAAGCGAGUUACAUCCGCAACCUCCUAGAAGGGCGAAAAGCCUCGUCCAUUUAUUUGUACCUACUGAAGAUUACUAUUAUUGCCCUAAGGAGUUGUUCUUUGAGAACGAAACUCCCUAUACAAGUACAGAAGGAUCCGAUUCUUUACUAAGCAUAUCGAAAGUACCAGCACCAAGAACAACUACACCAGAAACCUUACCAUUAACGUCAGGUUAUUGCAAGAAAAUUUCUGGUCUAAAAUCGAAACCUUCAAUGAAGAAUUCUCGAACAAACACAGGCGAUCUAAAAUGUUCAGAUCCCUUAAGACAAUCUGCUUCGUUCUAUUACAGUACAACAGUAAACGUAAGUCAGACACAAGCUAUUUUAGAAAACCACAAGGCGAAAGCAAAAAGUUUGGAUAGAAUUGACAAAGGCCUAGAUUCCAUCGUGGAUAUAGUGGUAACCAACCAAUCCUUAAGCCAGAACGUUAAAUUGAGACCUCGAAGCGAAUCUUCACGACCAUAUUCUUUAGUAAAAAGUGUUUCAAACGUGUAUAUCCAAGACAAUGUAGUAAGGCAAAGAAUGGGUUCUUUUUCUGAGGAGAAACAAAAAAUGUUCCUACCGUCCAGUGCUGAUGUUUCAUACUAUUUUCCAAGGGCUCAAGAGAAAAUUAUCUCUAGCAGCAGUUUUCUUGUAAAAAGGGGACAUUGCAAUGCUGGAAUGUAUUCGGGACAAGGUGGGGGAACAGGUAGUGUAAUCAGACAAAAAGAUUUUUCGGGUAGUGGGAAAAUAAGUGGAAAGGUAACAGAUAUUCCAUCAGGAUUAUACUAAAGACACUAAAGUGGUGACACAUAAUCACCUCGCUGAUGAUAACACACAGUAAUAGUAUCUAUAAAUCUAUUUGUUAAUAUUUAUUACCUAGUGUAGAGUAAUUAAGUAUUGCUUGUUUUAAUUACUAUAUUGUUGCUAUUUUGUGAUAUUUGGUGUGAAUAACCUUUCAAGUUCAUAAUUUUUUAAACGCCAAAUUUUACAAAUAUUGUUAAAAUGUCCAUCGACUGAGUUGGGAGAAACAUAAUAUUUUGCAGUUUAUGUUGAACUUAUAAACAAAGAUAUGCAGAUUAAAAAGGGAGUUAAAUUGGAACCAGCUUUCAACUAUACAGGGUGCUACAAAUUCGAGAUACGAGCAUUGGUAUC
Sitophilus oryzae (rice weevil) is the source of this 2948-nucleotide messenger RNA. RefSeq lists its product as uncharacterized. Gene Ontology annotation, cellular component: cytosol. The transcript has 9 exons. The record is from RefSeq and is a predicted model, not a curated record. NCBI's taxonomy places the organism in Eukaryota, Metazoa, Arthropoda, Insecta, Coleoptera, Curculionidae. The coding region runs from base 159 to 2585 and encodes 808 amino acids. Gene Ontology annotation, molecular function: actin filament binding. Gene Ontology annotation, biological process: cell migration; cortical actin cytoskeleton organization; regulation of cell shape.